GGAGCAGGGAAGAGGAGGAGCGGCGGCAGCGGAGGCGGGAUGACCCCGCCGAUGGGCGCCCUUUGGCGCUGGCUCAGCCGCGGCGCAGUACAAUAGGCGGCGAGCCGUGAGCUGUCGGGCAGGCUGCGUGGAAUGAAUGCGAGCGGGCUGGAGCGCUCGUCGGCUUGGCGCUCGCUCGGCCGUCGGCGCAGCGAGCGGACGACAGGGGGCGGCUCCAGGUUCCGCGGCAGCGUGAUCGGCCUCGGCCAGCUGGGCACAGCCUUCGCCUAGGAAGGGAGGGAGCCGCGGACUGCUGCUGCUGCUGCUGCCGCCUCUCCUGCGCGUAUGGAGCCUCCCAGCAGGAAACUGUGAAGGGUGACCCAGGCAGGCAGGCGGGCGGGCGGAGUCCCCAAGGCACAAUGUCGGACGCGGCGCUUGGCUGAGCCCCGCCGCGAAGGCAAGGCGAGGCGACAGGCGUGCCCUGAGAGGGAAGGAGCGAGCGUGCGAGCGGGAUUCAGCCGCUGGGAUGAGCGCCUCGGCUGCCACCGGCGUCUUCGUCUUGUCCCUCUCAGCCAUCCCCGUCACCUACCUCUUCAACACGGUGGCCGCCACCGGCGGCUCCUGGGUCAUCGUCACAGCCGGAUUGAUGAUUCUGAUCUUAGUGGGUCUAGCAGCCCGAUUUCUGGUGAAAAGAAAACCCCCACGAGACCCAUUGUUCUAUGUCUAUGCCGUAUUUGCUUUCACUAGCGUUGUGAAUUUGAUCACUGGGCUUGAACAUGAUGGAAUCAUAGAUGGAUUCAUGACCUAUUAUUUGAAAGAGGGCGAACCGUACCUGAACACAGCAUACGGCCACGUGAUCUGCUACUGGGAUGGCUCUGCUCAUUAUCUCAUGUAUCUCUUGAUGGUUGCAGCUAUUGCAUGGGAGGAAAGUUACCGGACGAUUGGCCUAUAUUGGCUGGGCUCCAUCGUGAUGAGUAUCAUUGUCUUUGUGCCUGGAAACAUUGUGGGCAAAUAUGGAACGAGAGUUGGUCCUGCAUCUUUAUUAAGUAUACCGUAUAUUUGUCUCCCAAUAUGGGCUGGUUUCAAAAUCUGUAAUCAGCCUCCAGUGAUUGGUGACUCUCCAGCCAAGGUGAUUCAAGAAGUUCAGCAGAAGAGACUUUUGAGAAGGCCUCUAGACCUCCUGUUGGCUGUAUACUUCAUCUUUGCAACUGCUUUUUGCCUGUUUAGAGGCCUAGUUGCCUUAGACUGCCCGAUUGAGCUCUGCCGACUGUACAGCCAACUUCAUGAGCCAUACAUCAAGGAUCCCGCUGCUUAUCCAAAACUUCAGAUGCUGGCAUAUAUGUUCUACUCUGUGCCCUACUACGUAAUCUCACUUUAUGGUUUGCUUGUGCCUGGGUGCUCCUGGAUGCCAGAUUUAAGCCUCAUUCAUGCUGGAGGACUAGCCCAGGCUCAGUUUUCACAUAUUGGUGCAUCUCUUCAUGCUAGAACACCGUACAUCUACAGAGUCCCCGAAGGAGGAAAGAUGUGGUUUCUAAUACUCAAUGUAACCUAUGGAGUCCUUCCUCAGCUGUUGGCUUACAGGUUUGUCCACAGUCCAGAGUUUUUCUUGAAGGCAAAGCCAGUAGAGAAGACUGACUAGGAAACUGGAAUGGCAUCUUUAAAUUUUAGGUAACUGAACCGCUGUUGCAAACUCCAUGAGAGCAAGAAAAAGUCUUGAUGAACCAGGAAGGCCAACACAUUUAAUAUAGUAUAAGCUUUUGUGCACUACAGUCCAAUUCUGCUGUAGCCUAUAUUGUAGCCUAUAUGAAAUGGACUACAGUCCACAGAAGCUUUUGCCAAAAUAAAGUUGUUGAACUUUAAGGUAUCGUAUGUAUCUUCGUUGUUUUUCCUGCAAAAGACUGAACACAGCUGCUACUCUACAACUCCAUGAGAUUCAUCCCAAAAGACACGUUAGCUCUGUGUUCUGUAUCGCUGCAGGAAAUAAAGACGACUUCUGUCUUUUGUA
This is a messenger RNA of Rhineura floridana, 1984 nucleotides long. It is a transcript of the gene TM6SF1, whose product is annotated as transmembrane 6 superfamily member 1. The coding region runs from base 506 to 1618 and encodes 370 amino acids. The record is from RefSeq and is a predicted model, not a curated record. NCBI's taxonomy places the organism in Eukaryota, Metazoa, Chordata, Lepidosauria, Squamata, Rhineuridae. The transcript has 10 exons. Gene Ontology annotation, cellular component: lysosomal membrane.